AUGUGGACAAACACUUUCAAAUGGUGCAGCAAAACUGAAAAGGAAACCACCACUGCAGAUGCCAAAGUAUGUGCUAGCAUGCAGGGCCUGAAGGCCCUGCAGCAGCAGAUCAUGGAUAACACCACCGUGCGUGGGUCUGUUAAUAACACGAUGACUCCAGGCGGGAUUAACCAGUGGCACUUCCACAAUAAGCGUGCAAACAAAGUUUGCACGCCUACUGUGCUAAUUCAUGGAUACGCUGCCUCGUCGAUGGCGUUUUACAGGACGUUUGAGAACCUCUCAGACAACGUUAAAGAUCUAUAUGCCAUCGACCUGCCAGCCAACGGUGCCUCGGAGGCGCCAGCGUUACAAGUGAACAAAACCAAGAAGGUGAAAUCGCUUAGAUUUAAGCACAUAGAAGAUGACGUGGUCAUCCCCGUACUAGAGAAGCGCCCCCCAGCAGAAGACAUUAAGUCGCAUCUGGAGCAGUACGAAAACUACUUUGUAGACAGGAUAGAGCAGUGGCGGAAGGACAACAAGCUCCGCAAGAUAAACGUGGUGGGCCAUUCGUUUGGAGGAUACAUUUCGUUCAAAUACGCGCUUAAAUACCCUAACUCCAUCGAAAAACUGUGUCUCAUAUCUCCUCUAGGCGUGGAAAACAGCAUACAUGCUAUCACUCACAAAUGGGAACCCAACACCACCUACCCACUCACGUUUACCGACCCAUCCUCCCGAUAUUAUACAAGAAAACUGAACGUACCGCGGUUUAUCUUCGAAAACCAGCUAAACGUUUUGAAAUGGAUGGGGCCUAUAGGCUCCAAACUGUGCUCAAACUACAUCUCCACCGCAUACGUAAAAGUACCCGAUCAGAUAUACAAGGACUAUCUUUUACAUUCAUUUGUGGGCAAGAACCAGACGGUGCAACCACAAACAAUCAAAGUGUUCACACAUUUGUUUGAAAGAAACCUGAUCGCUAGAGAUCCAAUAAUAAACAACGUUGGUUUUUUGAAUCCAGCAACGCCCGUCAUGUUCAUGUACGGUGAGCACGAUUGGAUGGAUAAGUAUGCGGGCUACUUGACUACUGAAUCGAUGCUAAAAAAUAAAGCGAAGGCUAGUUAUGUCGAAGUCCCAGAUGCUGGUCAUAACCUAUUCCUGGACAACCCGCAUCACUUCACCUCUUCUUUGGUCUCGUUCCUUUCCAAAUAA
Molecule: messenger RNA, 1185 nt
Organism: Saccharomyces paradoxus
Lineage: Eukaryota; Fungi; Ascomycota; Saccharomycetes; Saccharomycetales; Saccharomycetaceae
Gene: ICT1
Product: lysophosphatidic acid acyltransferase ICT1
Exons: 1
Coding region: 1-1185 (394 amino acids)
Biological process (GO): cardiolipin acyl-chain remodeling
Cellular component (GO): mitochondrial inner membrane
Molecular function (GO): A2-type glycerophospholipase activity
Source: RefSeq, a predicted model, not a curated record